AACGAUUUUACAUUCGAACCAAAAACAUAUCCCACGACGAUGACGACCAAAAUAUCCAGAUUUUUACUUAUACUUUUGUUAGCGGGCAUGCUCGAGAAGAAUCAAAAUGGCUUGAACACCAAUGCUCAGAUCAUAAACAUCAAUUGCGAUGGCAAAUCAGCCAUAUGUGUGGGUCCCUCGACCUAUCAAUAUUGCUAUGCAGAUAUCGCUUCGGGCGCUGUCCAACAAUGUCCAGCGAACACGCGUUGCAUUAACGAUAGCUUGGAGAUUUGCCUGCCAGUCAAAUCGGAUGGCAGUGCACCAACAGCUGCUGUUGCCAAGAUGACCACAAUCACCGAUAGUCCUAUUGUUCAGGGUGCUAGUAGCUCAUCAGCUAUCAUCGAAUCCACUACGGGCAAUGUGAUAAUUCCUACGAAACCCACUACUGAAGGGCCAGCGCAAUCUAGUGAUCCAACCGAAGCACCUGUUACUACAGCACAACCCAUUGAUACAACGCUUGCUUCAGUUGAGACGACCACAACUGUUCCCAUCGAGACCACGAGCCAACCUAUUGUGGACACUACUGUCGGUAACACUGCUGCACCCGUUGCACCGGAGUCUACGAUUCCCAGCGAGCCAGUGGGUACUACAACAGAUGCUGCAGUUGAUCCGAAUACAACCAUAGAUCCCAACUGGGGUACAGCCGCUCCUGUUGAUCCUAAUGCCCCAGUCGACUCUACAACUAUUGCACCUCAGGAAACAACACUGCCUCCAGUCGAUCCUGUAGCACCAAUCGAUCCCAACGCUCCACUCGAUCCCAACGUACCAGUUGAUCCCAACGCACCAAUCGAUCCCAAUGCGCCAGUUGAUCCCAACGCGCCAGUUGAUCCAAAUGCUCCAAUUGAUCCCAACGCACCAGUUGAUCCCAACGCACCAAUUGAUCCCAACGCACCAAUUGAUCCCAACGCACCAAUCGAUCCCAACGCGCCAGUUGAUCCCAACGCACCAAUCGGCACCACAACUAUUGCACCUGAGGAAACCACUCUAUCUCCUGCGGAUCCCAACGCACCAGUCGAUCCUAACGCUCCGAGCGAUCCAAAUGCUCCUGUGGAUCCCAACGCACCAAUCGAUCCCAACGCACCAGUUGAUCCCAAUGCACCAAUCGAUCCCAAUGCGCCAGUUGAUCCCAACGCGCCAGUUGAUCCAAAUGCUCCAAUUGAUCCAAAUGCUCCACUCGAUCCCAACGCACCAGUUGAUCCCAACGCGCCAGUCGAUCCAAAUGCACCAAUCGACCCGAACGCACCAAUCGGCACCACAACUAUUGCACCUGAGGAAACCACUCUAUCUCCUGCGGAUCCCAACGCACCAGUCGAUCCUAACGCUCCGAGCGAUCCAAAUGCUCCUGUGGAUCCCAACGCACCAAUUGAUCCCAACGCGCCAGUUGAUCCUAAUGCUCCAAUUGAUCCCAACGCACCAGUUGAUCCCAACGCACCAAUUGAUCCCAACGCACCAAUUGAUCCCAACGCGCCAGUUGAUCCAAAUGCUCCAAUUGAUCCCAACGCACCAGUUGAUCCCAACGCACCAAUUGAUCCCAACGCACCAGUUGAUCCCAACGCACCAAUCGAUCCCAACGCGCCAGUUGACCCAAAUGCACCAAUCGACCCGAACGCACCAAUCGGCACCACAACUAUUGCGCCUCAGGAAACCACUCUAUCUCCUGCGGAUCCCAACGCACCAGUUGAUCCUAACGCUCCGAGCGAUCCAAAUGCUCCUGUGGAUCCCAACGCACCAAUUGAUCCCAACGCACCAAUUGAUCCCAACGCGCCAGUUGAUCCAAAUGCUCCAAUUGAUCCCAACGCACCAGUUGAUCCUAACGCACCAAUUGAUCCCAACGCACCAGUUGAUCCCAACGCACCAAUCGAUCCCAACGCGCCAGUUGACCCAAAUGCACCAAUCGACCCGAACGCACCAAUUGGCACCACAACUAUUGCACCUCAAGAAACCACUCUAUCACCUGUGGAUCCCAACGCACCAAUCGACCCUAACGCUCCAAUUAAUCCAAAUCAACCGGUCGAUCCUAAUGCACCAGUUGACCCCAACUCUCCCGUUGAUCCCAACGCCCCAGUCGAUCCUAAUGCACCACUUGGUCCCAAUGCACCAGUGGAUCCCAACGCACCAGUGAACCCCAACGCUCCAGUUGAUCCCAACGCGCCAGUCGAUCCGAAUGCUCCAGUUGGCCCCAAUGCACCAGUGGAUCCCAACGCACCAGUGAAUCCCAACGCUCCAGUUGAUCCUAAUGCACCAGUCGACCCCAACGCACCUGUUGAUCCUAAUGCUCCUGCGCCAGUGAACCCUAACGCGCCUGUCGAUCCAAAUGCACCUAAUGCACCAGUUGACCCCAACUCUCCCGUUGAUCCCAACGCCCCAGUCGAUCCUAACGCGCCUGUCGAUCCUAAUGCACCACUUGGUCCCAAUGCACCAGUCGACCCCAAUGCACCAGUGGAUCCCAACGCACCAGUGAACCCCAACGCACCAGUGAACCCCAACGCUCCAAUUGAUCCUAACGCGCCAGUCGAUCCGAAUGCUCCAGUUGGCCCCAAUGCACCAGUCGAUCCCAAUGCACCAGUGGACCCCAACGCACCAGUGAACCCCAACGCUCCAGUUGAUCCCAACGCGCCAGUCGAUCCGAAUGCUCCAGUUGGCCCCAAUGUACCAGUGGAUCCCAACGCACCAGUGAAUCCCAACGCUCCAGUUGAUCCUAAUGCACCAGUCGACCCCAACGCACCUGUUGAUCCUAAUGCUCCUGCGCCAGUGAACCCUAACGCGCCUGUCGAUCCUAAUGCACCAGUUGUUCCCAAUGCACCAGUCGAUCCCAAUGCACCAGUGGAUCCCAACGCACCAGUGAACCCCAACGCUCCAGUUGAUCCUAACGCGCCAGUCGAUCCGAAUGCUCCAGUUGGCCCCAAUGCACCAGUCGAUCCCAAUGCACCAGUGGAUCCCAACGCACCAGUGAAUCCCAACGCUCCAGUUGAUCCUAAUGCCCCCGUUGGUCCAAAUGCACCAGUCGACCCCAACGCACCUGUUGAUCCUAAUGCUCCUGCACCAGUGAACCCUAACGCUCCUGUCGAUCCUAAUGCCCCAGUUGGCCCUAAUGCACCAGUCGACCCUAACACGCCAGUGGAUCCCAACGCCCCAGUGAAUCCCAACGCUCCAGUUGAUCCAACUGCACCCGUCGACCCCAACGCACCUGUUGAUCCUAAUGCUCCUGCACCAGUGAAUCCUAACGCUCCUGUCGAUCCUAAUGCGCCAGUUGGCCCUAAUGCACCAGUCGACCCUAACACGCCAGUGGAUCCCAACGCCCCAGUGAAUCCCAACGCUCCAGUUGAUCCCAAUGCCCCAGUUGGUCCAAAUGCACCAGUCGAUCCCAACGCACCUGUUGAUCCUAAUGCUCCUGCACCAGUGAACCCUAAUGCUCCUGUCGAUCCUAAUGCGCCAGUUGACCCUAGUGCACCAGUCGACCCUAACACGCCAGUGGAUCCCAACGCCCCAGUGAAUCCCAACGCUCCAGUUGAUCCCAAUGCCCCAGUUGGUCCAAAUGCACCAGUCGACCCCAAUGCACCUGUUGAUCCUAAUGCUCCUGCACCAGUGAACCCUAACGCGCCUGUCGAUCCUAAUGCCCCAGUUGGCCCUAAUGCACCAGUGGAUCCCAACGCACCUGUGAAUCCAAAUGCUCCAGCUCCAGUGGACCCCAACGCACCAGUUGAUCCUAAUGCACCUGUUCCAGUGAGUCCCAAUUCUCCUGUGGAUCCCAACACUCCAGUUGCUCCUAAUGCGCCACUCGAUCCUAAUGCUCCCACUCCAGUAAAUCCUAACGCUCCUGUCGAUCCAAAUGCACCUGCUCCAGUGAACCCCAACGCGCCAGUCAAUCCUAAUGCUCCCACUCCAGUAAAUCCAAACGCUCCUGUGGAUCCAAAUGCUCCUGCUCCAGUGAACCCUAAUGCACCAGUCAAUCCUAAUGCUCCCGCUCCAAUAAAUCCUAACGCUCCUGUGGAUCCAAAUGCUCCUGCACCAGCGAACCCCAAUGCUCCCGCAAAUCCCAAUUCACCUGUCAUUCCCAACUCUCCUAGUACUCCAGUAAUUCCCAACGCUCCUAUCAAUCCACCAGUUAUUCCUCUAAUUCCUUCAGUUCCUACCAGGCCUACCAUUCGACCAAUCCCUCAAUUUCCAUUCUGGCCUCGUCCACAUGAAUCAGGUAAUGGCCAAGUAGCACCUACUCGACGACCCUUCUGGCCCAAUUGGCACAACUGGGUAAACGGCUGGAUUCCAACAAACAAGCCUGCCUUGCCAUCGAACAACAAACCGGAGACUGCUGAGUCUAUCGAACAGCCAUCGGGUGGCACAAUCUCCAAUGAGAAUGCAUCGGUUGAGCAAGACAAUAAGAAGACUGAGGAUCAGUCCAAGGAGCAAGAGCAGAAAAAGUCAAGUCCCGCUGAUAAUAGUUCAGCCGAAAAGGAUAUCAAAAAGCCAAAGGACUCUAAUGAAGAAAAGGACAAUGAGAAAAAGAAGAAUAAUAACUCUUCUGAGGACAAGAACGACAAGAAGGAGGAACAUAAAUCCAAGGACUCCAAGGAAGAGAAAGACAAAAAGAAGUCCAACAAUUCUGACGAGGACAAAAAGGAUGACAGUGAUAAGAAGAAGUCUAAUUCCGAAGAAGAGAAGAAGGACGACAAAAAGGACAGCAAACAGUCAAAGGAUUCCAAGGAGAGCAAGGACAGUGAACAGAAAAAGUCCAGCGAAGACGAGGACAGUGAAGACUUGAACUCCAAGGAGAAGAAGCAAUACGUUAAGGACGUGAUCAAGAAGCUAAAGGAUGAGGAUGAAUGCGACGAAGACGAUGUUUAUCCCGAUGUACGCGAUUGUCGUAAGUAUUAUCGCUGUGAGGUUAAGAAAUCGGGCAAACAUAAGUACGUACAUCUGCGUUGCGAUAACAAGGAGCGCUUCGACUACCGCAGCCUCAAGUGCGUUUCCAAGGAUGAUGCCAAGUGCCUGCGCAAGUAGAAAGGACCA
Messenger RNA from Drosophila albomicans, 5046 nucleotides. Its product is annotated as proline-rich protein 36. NCBI's taxonomy places the organism in Eukaryota, Metazoa, Arthropoda, Insecta, Diptera, Drosophilidae. The coding region runs from base 40 to 5037 and encodes 1665 amino acids. The transcript is spliced from 2 exons. Gene Ontology annotation, cellular component: extracellular region. Gene Ontology annotation, molecular function: chitin binding. The record is from RefSeq and is a predicted model, not a curated record.